Molecule: messenger RNA, 1749 nt
Organism: Aspergillus homomorphus CBS 101889
Lineage: Eukaryota; Fungi; Ascomycota; Eurotiomycetes; Eurotiales; Aspergillaceae
Product: putative MFS transporter
Exons: 11
Coding region: 1-1749 (582 amino acids)
Biological process (GO): transmembrane transport
Cellular component (GO): membrane
Molecular function (GO): transmembrane transporter activity
Source: RefSeq, a predicted model, not a curated record
AUGUCGCUUGUCAUUGCCCGCUCAGCCGCAAGCAAGAGGGGUCUCAGUGUGCUCUCGAGUACAACGAUCAUAUCAGACGUUGAGAAGAAAGCUACGAUAAGUGUUAAUGAGAAGCCUGUGGCAUCUGGGUUAGGUGACGAGUCACUUGGUGAUGCAUCCGAGCCCCGUCGCUUCUGGUUUCAGCGGUCCAAGAACUACAAUCCAAAUGCCAUCGCGACGCAACCAUCAGUUUUUGACGACCCAGAUCUUGCCGAGGAGUACAAGCCACGACCCGACUGGGAAAACAUACACCGGUUUGACCCAGCCGCGCGAUGGACAAGAGGUGAAGAAGAUAGCGUGCUUAAGAAGCUCGAUAUUCGCAUCAUGCUGUGGUCCUGUGUGAUGAUAACGGCGUUGGAGCUUGACAGAUCUAAUAUCCAGCAAGCCAAUGCGGAUGAUUUCUUGACCGACCUUCAUCUCAGCCGCGAUGAUUACAACCUGGGGAACACGAUUUAUAGACUGUGCUAUAUGUUCAGUGAGAUACCGGCACAAAUCAUCGGCAAAAAGAUAGGCGCCGACCGAUGGAUUCCUAUACAGAUGAUAUCAUGGUCGAUAGUGGCUAGUUGCCAGUUCUGGCUCUCUGGCAGGACGUCUUUCUUGAUAACUCGGGCUUUGAUUGGUGUCUUGUCGGGGGGGUUUACACCCACGAUGAUCCUCUACCUGUCAUACUUCUAUAAGCAUCAUGAGCUGUCUAUUCGUCUGGGAUUUUGGUAUGCAGCUUCCUCACUGGCGGAUAUCCUGGCGGCCAUCUUCGCAUACGGUAUUUUGCACUUAGGGGGUCGUGGUGGUCAAGCGGGCUGGCGAUGGCUCUUUCUGAUUGAUGGCCUUCUCACUUUGGCACUGGGACUUUUGUCCUUUGUCUUCCUGCCUCCCGGACCAACUCAAACCGCCAACUGGGCCCGAGGUAAGAAAGGCUGGUUUACAGAACGAGAAGAGGUUAUCAUGGUCAAUCGCAUUGUGCGCGAAGACCCUAGUAAGGGCUCAAUGCACAACAGGCAGCCCUUGACAGCAAAGCUUGUAUGGCUUAGCUUCAGCGAUUUUGAUCUUUGGCCGUUAUACAUCGUCGGAAUCAUGUUUCUCACACCUUGGACAACCGUCUCGCAGUAUUUCACACUGCAAAUGAAAGACUUCGGGUUUGAUACCUUCAAUUCAAUUCUCUUGUCCAUACCAUAUUGCGUCUUUGGGAUCGUCACACGAAUCAUUUUAACUUACUCGGGCGAGUACUUUGAGUCCCUCUCGUGGAUGGGAGUCAUAGCCCAAGUCUGGAGUCUACCAAUGAUGAUCUAUAUGAAUACAGUGGAUCUCAGUCAAACGAACAAAUGGGUUGUGUGGACUGUUCUCACCCUUUUCCUCAGUCUCCCAAGCGCUCAUGCACUUCAGGCCGGGUGGAUAUCCCGCAACUCGAACAGCGUGAGGACGCGAGCGAUUGCUGCUGCCAUAUACAAUAUGUCUGUCCAGUUGUCUGCUAUCAUAGCCUCAAACAUAUACCAAGAUGGGGAUGCACCGCGCUACGUUAUUGGCAAUCGUGUGCUUCUGAUUCUUGUGGGCGUCAACAUAGUGCUCUACUUUGCUACCAAGGGCUACUACAUGCUGCGGAAUCAUCAGCGCAAUAGACGCUGGAAUGGUAUGACAGAGGAACAGAAGGUCGAGUAUGUCGCGACCACCAAGGAUGAUGGGAAUAAAAGGAUGGAUUUCCGGUUUGCGCAUUGA